Messenger RNA from Esox lucius (northern pike), 4468 nucleotides. RefSeq names its product TSC22 domain family protein 2. The record is from RefSeq and is a predicted model, not a curated record. Lineage: Eukaryota; Metazoa; Chordata; Actinopteri; Esociformes; Esocidae. The transcript is spliced from 4 exons. Gene Ontology annotation, biological process: regulation of transcription by RNA polymerase II. Bases 621 to 2966 code for a protein of 781 amino acids.
GCCAUCUUGACAAGAGUGAGGGAGGUAGGCGCUGUUCAAGAUUUCACUUCGGUGAAGUGUAAAAUAGAGACGGUGUAUUCUUGGAAAUGUGUUCCGUUUACCAUUUAAACGAGUGUUAGUAUUACAUCAUUUUAAGUUUGUGUGUCAAUUAGGAAGAGGAGACCUGUUCCACAUGAUGUCUUACAAACUUGUCCCAACGUAGAGGGGUGUUGUAGCUAGCUAGCUAGCUCGACUAGUGGAGGGGUACGGGCCCGCCUCAGACUAAAGUAGCUCCUACAGCUGGGGAACUCUAUCUGCGACAGCGGCCUUCUGACAACUACGGAGUCGGGACAUUACUGGGCAGGCCGGUUCGGACGGAUCAAAGCUUUGGACCAGUUAUUGAGUUGCUUAGUUUGGUAAACGCCGCAUUCCUGUACAGUUGGGUGUUGGAUGUUAUGAACUCGUAAAAUGCAACAGGAGACGAGAGGAGGAAGGAUGACUCAUUCUCAUCUUGUUAAUAGUUAGAAAAACUGAAAUCAAUGCAAAUACGCUAUUUCAGAUAGUCAUUUAAUAGCUGAUAUUAGCUCGUUCGCUUUAAACGCAAGACAUUUUGCCCGGAGUUGUUAACGCAGGCUCUCAAAAUGUCUAAAAUGCCGGCGAAAAAGAAGAGCUGUUUUCAGAUCACAAGUGUGACACAGGCUCAGGUCGCAGCCAAUAGUGCCACAGACGAUACCGAGAGUCUGGACGACCCAGACGAAUCACGGACUGAAGACGUGUCGUCGGAAAUAUUCGACGUGUCCCGGGCGGACUACGAACCGGAGGUAUGUGAGCGAAGUUCGUCCGAAGAAACCCUAAACCAUGUAGGGGAGCAAGAGGCAAGUAGCGUAAUGGCACCGCCGCUUAGUAUACCUCAAGUUGGCCAGUUAGAUGCAAUGUCUGGGCCUUCAAAUGGGGGGUUUUCUAUUCGAAAGGUGGGAGUGGCAGGCUCGCCUAGUGUUAGCCAGCAAACUCCGGGAACUGGUUUGCCAGGCAGCCUCCCUCCUAUCACUCAGUCUGGGCUCUUGCAACAGCCGACCACAACGGCAAGUGUGGGGGAUAUCAACGUGUUAGUGAGCGUGUCCCAGCCAGCAGUGGCUACUGCAACCCCUACUUCGACUACAUCGACUACGAGUUGCAGCUCACGCUUCAGGGUCAUCAAACUUGAUCACAGUACCGGAGAACCCUUCCGAAAAGGCCGGUGGACUUGCACUGAGUUCUAUGAGAGGGACUCUGAGGGUAACUCCGUGGUUACCAGGACUACGGAAAACAUUAGGCCCGCCCACACGUUUGACCCCAGUGCCGACAGGGACAGCGGACUUGGCUUUACGGGCGGCUCAGUGGUCACCCCCGCAGCUCUCUCCGGCCAGGGCCUAGACUUCACAGCAGACGCACUGGACCCACUGGAACAGCAGCAGCUUCUCCCCCCAAUUUACAGUGCGUUUCCCCUACACGUUGGAACAGCCACGCCCAGCACUUUCCCCACCCACAAACCCAUGGUUGCACCGGCUCAGCAACCGCUGCGGGGUAGUGUCCUGCCCAAUGCCCACCUCCUCCCAGUGGGGCUCAACAGUCUGCCUCAAAGUGGGCUCCACAAACAGAAAUCCCCUGGCCUGCCCCAGGCAGCCCAGACCCAGCCGCUGGCCUACCCCACACAACAGCAGCUUCCACUGGGACACCACCUGCCGAACCAUCCCCCAGGCCUGGCCCAGAACCAGACAGACUACUACCAGCAGCAACCGCCUGGCAUGGGGGCGGUGGUGGUGUCGGCUGGCCAGACCCUCCCUGUGGCCGGCCUGUAUCCGUGUCAGGGUUCGGCGCCGGUCAUGACGCCAGCCACUGGAGCCCCGGUGCCAGGGGAAGUGGGUGGAGCUUGUCCUUUACCCGUUACCCAUCCUGCUCCAGAUCUGACGGUCGGCGGGCUGGGAGGGGUCGCUGUCUCCGUACUGCUGGGUGGAGGCUCUGCUCUGCAGCAGUCUUCGGGGCAGUAUGCGCCCCAGCCCCCCGGCCUUCAUGCCGUGCCUCCCAGUGCCCAAAACGUGCCUACAACUGUAAUGGCGGUGCCCACCACCGUUCCCAGUGCCUCCAGCAUGGCAGCCCCGACCGCCAUGCCGAACCCGGCCGCCUCCAUGCUGCCCGGACAGCCGGGCCCUGCGGCCCGAAACGGCGGUGGGCAGCAGGUCCUUCCGGUGACCGGGUUCGGCCAUGCGGAGGAGGGCGCUGGGAAGCCGGAGGGCCUCGCGCCGGCCCAGUCUCCGGCCGUGCCUGAGAAAAACCUGAAGGUUCCGGAGACCCUGCAGUUGGCCAACAACCCCUCUGUGAGCAGUCUGUUCGGAAUACCCAUUCCAGUGGAUGGGGAUGAGGACAGGAACCCGUCCAUGGCGUUCUACCAGGCCCUCCAGUCUGGCAGCAGGCUGCGGGACUCUAAGAUCCACAGUGAUAGUGCCUCCGGAGCCAGUGUUGUUGCAAUCGACAACAAAAUAGAACAGGCAAUGGACCUGGUGAAGAGCCACCUGAUGUACGCGGUGCGCGAGGAGGUGGAGGUGCUGAAAGAGCAGAUAAAGGAGCUGUUUGAGAGGAACUCCAUGCUGGAGCGGGAGAAUGCUGUGCUGAAGUCCCUGGCCAACAGUGACCAGCUGUCUCAGCUCUCUGUCCGUCCGGCCGCCACAAACCCCUCGAGUGGCACGCCUCCCCAGCAAGGAGCAGGCCAAGGCCAGUUACAGUUGCAGGCUCCACAGCCAGCGCAGCCUUUGCCCCAACCUCAGCCCCAGGUCCAGCCCCAACCUCAGCCCCAGGUCCAGCCCCAACCUCAGCCCCAGGUCCAGCCCCAACCUCAGCCCCAGGUCCAGCCCCAGGUCCAGCCCCAACUUCAGCCCCAGGUCCAAACCCAGCUGGACACCAGCCUUCCCCAGCCUUUGAAGCCACCGCAGCCCAACGUCAACUCGGUUUGAAGUGUGCCCUCACUCUCGCCACGAAAGGAGAGGUGUGUGGGGGGGGUGGGGUGAAUAUUUGAAAUGAGCAUCCGGCGUAUCAACAAAACAUGUUUUUCACCACCAGCUUGACCACCACAACCGAGAGUAGCGCUUUUGUGUGUGCGUGCGUGCUGUUUGACUUUCCCAGUGUUAAUGCAAUCAUCAUCGAUAAAGAGACAGAACAAGAUACAUUUAAAGAGGAGAGAGAGAGAGCAUGGGGGGGUCGUUCCCACGGGACACCAUGCUUUAGCUGGGACAGGCUUAAACGCUGGAUGGGAGCCUCUGGACCUAAUGCCCCCCCCCCCAGGAUGCUGAAGACUGCUGCAGCUCACAUCUGAAGACUAAUCAGAGCGUCCGGGAGAAUUAUUAUUUUUUUUUUAAAGAGAGUGUCCAGCUGGGAAAGGGUUUAUUUUUAGCCUAGCUGUUUUGUGUUGUGAGUAAGAAGUGGGAGAGAGAUCUAUUUUCGGAAGCACGCCGCCAUUUCUUCAGCAUGAGUCCAAUCCAUGCCUAAGUCUAAAGUUCUACUGUUGAUGUUUAUUUAUUACGGGGCUGCUAUUUUCAUAAAGGAACAAUGACACAAACCUGUUUAAAAAAAAAAAUUAUCUAAAAAAAAGCAAGCAAUGAGAGCCUUUUUUUUUUCUUGAAUACAUUUUGUCAUUACAGUAUUUAAAGUGAUGGGCCGUACAACGAACGGGCAGUGUCCCACAUUAACCAGUUGAAUAUGUAGGCAAUAAUAAACUCUUGACAUAUGUCUAACACUAAACGGGCAGUUUUACAGUGGAAUUGUUUAUCCGCAACCGGUCAAGAUCCAGUUUGAAUGUACAUUUUGUAAAGACUGUAAAGUAUUAAGAACAUGGCAACAUUUGUAAAGGUUAAUGCCAACAUCUAUGACAGGAAAUCUGAAUGGGAAUCCACGGCGGGCUAUUUUGAUGAAGACAACUUCCAAUCGCUCAUUUCUUUUGUCUCAAAGAAAUUGAAAGUUUAUUGCCAUACAUCCCUGCCUCUACUCAUGUUGUCUUGUGUUUUGGGGGUGGGGGGUGGAAAAGCUGUGAAGUCGUUUAAAAACCUACUUUGUAACCAAAGAUGCAAAGCUGUGUAAUUCUAUCAUUAUUUUGUAAUGCACACUUCUAUGUAUUUUUUUUUUUUUGUUUGUUACUUUUUCUCCUUCACAACAAAAUAUUUUUGUUGCUGUUUAGCAUGUUCUGCAUGAUCUGUAACCUUCAAACCACUUUCUUACCUCAUAUUUUUAUUCAGCACUCGUAGUGUAAGAUAUUAGUCUGUGAACAAUGUAAAUGGUGAAGACAUGGAGACAGAGAGCGAGGUUUUUGGUUGAGCAAAGUCAAACUAGCGCUACAGACACUGGCUGCAUAAAAUGAAGUGAGCCAUGUUUUGUUCAUUUAAAUGGUGUUUGAAUUUCAUAUGCCAUUAGUUUUGUUACAUUGCAAAUUUUAAUGUAUUUAAAUAAAUGCAAUAUUCAGAUU